Nicotiana tabacum (common tobacco) is the source of this 1240-nucleotide messenger RNA. The record is from RefSeq and is a predicted model, not a curated record. NCBI's taxonomy places the organism in Eukaryota, Viridiplantae, Streptophyta, Magnoliopsida, Solanales, Solanaceae.
GUCUUCAAUGGAGGUCGUGCAUCCUUCAAGCCUAGUGAUUCCUGUGUUAAAUUUAGAAUCAAAUCCUUCAGGGUUCCUGAUCUUUUUGUCGAGAUUCCAGAAAAUGCAACUGUUGGUUCUUUAAAGAGGACCGUAAUGGAAGCAGUGACUGCUAUACUUGGCGGUGGACUACGUAUCGGUGUGGUUUUUCAGGGUAAGAAGGUUAGAGAUGAUAACAAAACCUUAUUGCAGACUGGAAUUUCUCAUGAUUACAAGCUUGAUGCUCUGGGCUUUUCACUGGAGCCCAAUCCCAUUCAAGCUUCUCCACCUCUUGGUCCAGAUUGUCGUUCUUGUGUCCUUCCUUGUGAUACACCUCAACCACUAACAAGGUGCCUAUCUCCUGCUAUUACUGGCAUUCAGCAGGGGAGAUCUGAUGAUCAUACAGGAACAUGUUUGAAUAAUUUUGUUGAAAGUGAUCGUGAUUCUGCUCCAUCUCCUCAUUACACGGCAUUGGAGAAAAUUUCUGCAAAUUCAAGAGCAUUGAUUCCAGUUACUGCGGUAAAUGCAGAAGCCCUGGCCGUAGUUCCAUUACGGAAGCCCAAGCGAUCUGAGGCCACACAGCGUCGAAUCCGUAGACCUUUUUCUGUUGCGGAAGUGGAAGCACUUGUUCAAGCUGUUGAGAAGCUUGGAACAGGAAGAUGGCGUGAUGUGAAACUGCGAGCUUUUGAUAAUGCCAAACAUAGAACUUAUGUCGAUUUGAAGGAUAAAUGGAAAACUCUGGUGCACACAGCAAGAAUAUCUCCUCAGCAAAGGAGGGGCGAGCCCGUGCCACAGGAGCUCUUGGACAGAGUCCUCACUGCCCAUGCUUACUGGUCCCAACAGCAAGCCAAGCAACAGAUGAAACAGCCAUCGGAGACUUACCUUCUGCUCUAGGAACACGUCGUGGAAAUGGCUGCACGAUGUGGGACUGACGAAGAGGUUUCCUUAUUUUUUGUCACUGUAAAAUAUCUUAUGUUUAAAAAGUAUUACCAGAAGUUAAUUAGUUAGUGCUACAUAUAGUUCCUUGCAUGGAGGGGUUGGAAGCUGGCUCUUUGUAAAUGUUUUGAUAGAAUGAGUGCUUUGCUAACAGAAAUUUUUUUCUGCCAAGAUUUUGGCAUUAAAUGCUUCUUUCCUUGGUAAGAAAUUCUUUCUGGGGUAAGGGUAUUGUACUUAUGUACUUAACUCGUUCAAUAGAAAAGGCAAAAGGGAAAUGUUUUAUUCC